Schistosoma bovis is the source of this 1153-nucleotide messenger RNA. NCBI's taxonomy places the organism in Eukaryota, Metazoa, Platyhelminthes, Trematoda, Strigeidida, Schistosomatidae. The record is from the annotation of a GenBank genome assembly.
GAUAUUUGUAAUAAUGUGAUGACUGGAAAUCAGAAGAAAUACGUCUAUCUUCCAGAUGUGUAUUCUAAACACCGUUUAUCAUUAUGUGUGCAAGAAUUAAGCAAAUUCUGUUCAGCGAUUCCAGCUGCCCUUGUUUUGCUGAUUAUAAGUUGGUCAUAUUAUGUGGUUACUUUUGUUGUAAUUCAAGAUUUAAUCACUAGUACAUUUUUAUUGUCAUUUUUCUUCGCUCCAUAUCACGUUUUGUUCAUUCUAUUUCUUUGGUCAUUUUGGAAGUCAACAUAUACCCAGAUAACUACAAUACCAAAAAAUUUUUAUCUUACUGCUAAUGAAACAAAAUAUUUUAUAGAGCUGGAAAAUGAUCACGAUCGGUCGGAGUUUAUAAAUAAUUUAUCCGUUACAAAACAGUUACCUGUACUUACUAUUGGGAAAAGAUUCAAUGCCCAAUUCUGUGAUAUAUGUUUUCUUUUAAAGCCAGAUCGUACACAUCAUUGUUCAAGUUGUAUGAGAUGUGUUCCAAAAAUGGAUCAUCAUUGCCCUUGGAUAAAUAACUGUGUUGGUUACCAUAAUUAUAAAUAUUUCAUGUUACUUAUAUUCUACGGUCUUCUGUAUUGUGUAUUAUGUUUUCUAUUUGCCUUAUCCUAUUUACUAAAAUACAUAAAGAUUCGACCGACUAGUGUUGCUAAUAAUCGACCAUGGGGUUUGUUUUGUGCAUUUACUCUGUCGCUUUUAUCGGCUGUGUUUGCACUGGCACUGUUAAUCCUGCUUUUAUUCCAUACGUAUUUAAUAUUUAAAAAUAAGUCUACUCUAGAAUAUUUUCGGCCACCGAAUUUUCGUGGUAGCAGUCAUCGUAUAUACGGUUUUAAUCUUGGGUGGAAGAAUAAUUUUCUUCAAAUAUUUGGUAGUAACGUCAAACGUUGGUUGUUGCCUGUAUUUUCUAGUCAAGGAGAUGGUGUCUCUUUCCGAAUCCGAGAAAUUCCAGCUCAUGAAGACUACUCCCUGUUGUUGUCGACUAUUUAGUAUUGACGAAUGAAACCUAUGUUUGUCACUUACAUAUGUUCAUACAAUUCUAGCUGAAUUUGUGAUAAUUACUUUAAGACAAACUUUCGUUUAUGUCAUGUCAACCAGUUUUUCAAAUAAAUUUAAUAGCUUAUCU